GCAAUGCCAGGUAAAUCUGCUAGUAAUACAUAACCAGAGUCACAAUCUCAUCGCUGCCUCAUUGGUGGUUCUUGAGCUGGCUGGAUCUCCCUGAGACCCAGCCCUUUGUAAUCCUGGUUAAUGGGUUACUGCAAUUAAACCCUAAUGCUCUAGGGCCUGGUACUUUUGUUCUGUCUUUUUAAAAUGUCCUCCUUGUUCCUCCGCAUCGCAUGUUUCCUCCUGAAAUUCCCCUUUUCUUUUUAAUAGCUUCCUGCUGCCUCGUGCUCCCAGCCAAAGGGGGAUAGUUUCCUCCCCCUCCACCCAUGCUCAGUGUUAUGCUUGGAGCAAAUCGGCUGCAAGCAGGGAAGUUUAUUGGAAAGCACUCGCUUUUGUGUUCAUUAAAAAAGGGUCCUUUUCCCGUGGGCUGCCUUUGCUGUCUGUCUGAACGUUUACCUAUCAGUGGCGCUUUAAUAAUGGCAAGUAAAGGCAGGGGAUGUCAGAUAAAGCCACGCAAAGCUGCCAUUUAAAUCCUCUUGUGUACGUUUGAUAGCCAAAGUGGAAGCACAAAUGCCAUAUAAGUCAAUUAAAGCAUUAAGUAAUCUAAUUGUGUUGGGGCCACAAAGUGGCUUAAAGGCUGAGAGAGGCGAACUCCCACUCCCAUUCCCCCCCGAACUCCCACUUCAGCAUUCCCCCGAGGCCUUUGUGAAGGAGUAAAGGGGGAGGGAUGUUAGGGAAUGGGCGGCGGUUGGUGGUGAGAACAUACAUAUACAAGGACAACAAUGGUCUAAGCCAGGAACUGGGGAAGGGGGGAGUGUGUGUGUGUGUGAGUGUCCGUGUGUGAUAUGAUCGGCGUUCCAAAGGCCUCCUUGUCCUGGCCUUGAGAUUGUGGAAUUUGUGUUGCGCUCAGCCUGGCUCCUUCUCUGUCUUUGUUCAUUAGCGGAGAAGAAGAAGGACGGUGCAAUUAAAGCCACUGACCUCCGGAGAAGGGGGAUAUGCUGUUAGCAUUCCUCCAGCACGGCCUGCCCUGGGCUGUUUCAUUGUGUGCAGCUUUUCCCAAGGUGGACACCUUUCUGCACAUCGCUGCCCAUUUCCAGUGGGAGAUAGUGAGCCUCAAUCUUGCUGCGGGAGUAAAUCUAUUGCAGCCAGUGGAGAUAACCAAAGCGAACACCCAUGUGUCAGCAAAUCUUGCUCCGGCUCUGUUGAAGAUGCACUGGACACCAGAGCAUGCCCAGCCCCUGAACCAGUGGCCAGAGCAGCACCUUGAUGUCUCUUCCACCACCUCCUCGCCGGCCCACAAAUCGGACCUCUACCACAGCAGCCGGCAGCGCUUCAACUACGCCUGGGCCAACGACGACAUCUCCGCCCUGACGGCCUCCAACCUCCUUAAGAGGUACGCGGAGAAGUACUCGGGGGUGCUGGAGUCGCCCUACGAGAGGCCAGUGCUGAACAGCUACGGCGAUGGAGCUUUUGGGCCGCUCAACGGUCAGAAAGGGGACGUCGAGCCUUGGCCGAUGUCUCACGGCGCGGACGGUGCCUACCCCCUGAACGCCAUGCACGAUGGACUGCCUGGCUCAAAGGGGGUGGUCCCUUCUGGCCCAGGAAACGGGCCCGUCGGCCUUGGCAGCUCUCCCGUAGUCCCAGGCAACCUCGCAGAUCCCAUGUAUCCCACCAACGCAUGCGGGGGAGCUGCCGGCUCCAGCGGCCUUGGCUCGGCUCAGGGGGAUACCCCACAAAAGGCCUUUGAUAUCCCUGGGGGGGAGGACGAAGGUGAGGGCAGGUACAGGAAAUACAGCUACGAGCAACCAAAGUCCACCCCCGAGUCGCCAUACCAGAUGUCCGACAACAGCGAAUGUAGAGGCAACGGCUUCAGUCGAAGCACCGAGGCCUCCCAGCUGCCCUUCAAGGCUGGGAAAAGGCCAGCAGGAGCAGCCACAACUGUGGCCUUGGAGGACCACGUAGGGAAGUACAGCAGCCAGCCCAUGAAAGGCCUGGUCUCCCCUCCGUUUGGUGCUGGGGAGGCCCCUUUGAGGGCCAGGGAGAGCUUUGAGAAGUUCACUCCUCCCCUUGCCAAUGGCGAGCGUGCAGGUGGGGAGCCGGGCCACACUUUCAGCCACGGUAUGCAGGCCAAGCCACAGGUAUUCAGCAGCCAGCCCGUGGAAGAGCAGCUGAAAAACAUGGACCCCCUGAUCCUAGAGCUGGUGAACAACAAAAUCGUCGAUUGCAGCCCUCCCGUCCAGUGGACAGACAUCGCUGGCCAGGUCUCUGUCAAAGCCGCCAUCGAGGAAGAGCUGGUGUGGCCUAUCCUGAGGCCUGGGGCCUACACUGGGGAGAGCCGGCCACCCAGGACCAUCCUGCUGUUCGGGCCUCGUGGGGCAGGGAAGACCCUGCUGAGCAGGUGCAUUUCCACCCAGCUGGGCUCCACCUUCCUGAAGCUGAGCGGGACGGCCCUCCUUUCCAAGUGGAAGGGCGAGGCUGAGAAGAUCCUGCAGACGGUCUUCUUCGUGGCCAACUGCCGGCAGCCGGCGGUGGUGCUCAUCACCGAGGUGGAGUCCCUCCUCGUGGCCUGCAGUGGUGAAGAAGCCACCCAGGUGAGUGGCCUCAAGUCCCAGCUGCUUUCCUACCUGGACAACAUCGCUACCUCAGCCGAGCAGAAUGUCGUGGUCAUAGGGACGACCACCCGGCCCAGCAAUGUGGACGAAGCCUCCCAGAGAAGGUUCACCAAGCGGUUCUACAUCUGCCCGCCCGACAGCAUCGCCCGGCGGCAGAUCCUCCACCACACCUUGGCCCAGCAGAACUACUGCCUCAGCGAAAGGGAGAUGGCCUCCCUUGUGCAGCACACCGAGAGCUACUCAGGCAGCGAGCUCAUCCAACUGUGCCAGCAGGCUGGCCCCACCAAACUCCACGGCCUGCCCGGCCAGCUGCAGCCCACCUCCUACAAAGACUUUGAGAAUGCCUUCUGCAAAGUCCGCCCCACUGUCUCCCAGAAGGAGUUGGACUUGUAUGUGGAAUGGGAUAAAAUGUACGGGUCCAGGCACUGACGGCAUGUGGAAAGAGGGGAGCCGAGCCUUCAGCCUCAGACUCCAGAGG
This is a messenger RNA of Pelodiscus sinensis (Chinese soft-shelled turtle), 3066 nucleotides long. Lineage: Eukaryota; Metazoa; Chordata; Testudines; Trionychidae. The record is from RefSeq and is a predicted model, not a curated record.